CUGACCCGGGUCCUCCAGCCCGCGAGCGGCGCUGUGCCUGGGUCCUCCAGCCCGCCAGCGGCGCCGAGGCGGGUCCUGCGGCCUUGCACAUGGAGACCGCGGGCCCGGAGUCCGGCCUCCGGCUGGUGAGCUGGAACGUGAACGGGAUCCGGGCCCGCGGGAAGCAACUGCGGCCCACGCUGCUGAGUCUGGGCGCCCACAUUAUCUGCCUGCAGGAGACCCGAGUGAGCCGAGACCUGCUGGAGGAGGACGUGGCCAUCCUCGAGGGCUUUAACUCCUACUUCAGCCACAGCCGCACACGCACUGGCUACUCAGGUGUGGCCACCUACUGCACGGAUGAUGUUGCCCCAUUUGCGGCAGAGGAGGGUCUUUCGGGGGUGCUCUCCGGGAGUGGAGCCCCUUUUCCCUUGGGGCUGACCGACCAGUUCUCUGACCAGGAGCUCCGACAGCUGGACAGUGAGGGCCGGGCCCUCAUCACUAAACACCGCCUACGGCUGUCGGAGGAGGGGGAGAGGACUCUUGCUGUGAUCAACGUUUACGUCCCCCGGGCCGACCCCGACAACCAGCAGCGCCUCCAGUUCAAACUGCGUUUCUGCCAACUGCUGCAGGCCAGGGCCGAGGCCCUGCUUCGGGAUGGAGAGAUUGUGCUUGUACUCGGAGACCUGAACAUCUCUCAUCGGCCCAUUGACCACUGCCAGCCCGGAGACCUGGACGAGUUCGCAGCCCAGCCGGGGCGAAGGUGGUUGGAUGGGUUCGUGUGCCAGGAGGAAGGGACAGGAGGCAGGCUCUUCAUCGACACCUUCCGGCUCUUCCACCCCGGCCGGCUGGAGGCCUACAGCUGCUGGCAGACCAGCACGGGCGCCCGGGAGACCAACUAUGGCACACGCAUCGACUACGUCCUGGCUGGCGGCCCCCAGGCCCGGCGCUGGUUGGGGGGCUGCGACCUGCUGACCGAGGUGCAGGGCUCGGACCACUGCCCCGUGCGGGCCUGGCUCAGGGCCCGCUGCCUGCCCGCAGCCGGCCUGCCCCCGCUCUGCACCAAGCACCUGCCAGAGUUUGCCGGGGUCCAGCAGACCCUCUCCCGUUUCCUGGUCGCCCUGCCCCGUCCUGACCAUGGUCCACCCUCCCCGCUGGCUUCUGGGGAGGAGGGGGCAGUGUUUCGGCUGGGAGCCGGGGCCAACUCUCACCCAAAUGAAGGAGCCAAGUCUGGCCAAGGGGCAGGAGCGGGGGCCAAGCCCAGGCCAGCGAUAGGUGGGAGAAGGGGGAAGAAGGUCAAUGGACGCCCCUGCCCAUCUGGGAACCUGCUGGCCUACUUCAAGCCGGCAGAUGGUGAGGGUGCCGGCUCCCGAUCCGUGAGCCCCCUGCCCUCCUCCUCCCCGACUGGGGCCUCGGAGGGGGUGGCACCACCCCCUGCUGACUUCUGGAAGGGGCUGCUGAGGGGGAGGCCCCCGCCCCCAGCCUGCCCCGGCCACGGCGAGCCCUGUGUCCUGCGCACAGUCAAGAAGGCUGGCCCCAACCGCGGGAGGGGCUUCUACUCCUGCCGCCGCCCCCCCGGACCACCCCACAACCCCGCCUCCCGCUGCGGAUUCUUCCGCUGGGCCGACUCCAGCGGGUGAAGGGGAGGGGAGUGAGUCUGGGACCGAGGAGCGACCUCCACAGAGGCAGAACGACCCCACACGCACACACACGGAUUUUGUACACGACUUUUGUUUAUUUAAAUUUUGUAUAAAAGUUACAAAUAAACCUCAGUGGGAGCAAACA
Hypanus sabinus (Atlantic stingray) is the source of this 1761-nucleotide messenger RNA. RefSeq names its product APEX nuclease (apurinic/apyrimidinic endonuclease) 2 (gene apex2). Bases 90 to 1616 code for a protein of 508 amino acids. Lineage: Eukaryota; Metazoa; Chordata; Chondrichthyes; Myliobatiformes; Dasyatidae. The record is from RefSeq and is a predicted model, not a curated record. Gene Ontology annotation, cellular component: nucleus. The transcript has 6 exons. Gene Ontology annotation, molecular function: double-stranded DNA 3'-5' DNA exonuclease activity; DNA-(apurinic or apyrimidinic site) endonuclease activity; phosphoric diester hydrolase activity. Gene Ontology annotation, biological process: base-excision repair.